Penicillium verhagenii is the source of this 780-nucleotide messenger RNA. Its product is annotated as Ty1/Copia family ribonuclease HI. Bases 1 to 780 code for a protein of 259 amino acids. The transcript has a single exon. The record is from RefSeq and is a predicted model, not a curated record. Lineage: Eukaryota; Fungi; Ascomycota; Eurotiomycetes; Eurotiales; Aspergillaceae.
AUGGAGACUUGUCAGCCGAAGUCUACGCCGAUGAAUCCCAAGCAAAGCCUGAAUCAUGAUCCAGAGGAGGAAACUCCGGACGAGGAAGCAAAAGCUCGUUAUGCUACUGCCAUCGGUUCGUUAAUGUAUCUAAUGGUCGGCACGCGGCCGGAUAUUGCGUUUGCGCUGGGCAUGUUGAGUCGCUUCACGUCUCAGCCGCAAUCGCAACAUCAAGUCGCUCUGCAGCGAUUGCUUCGCUACAUUAAAGCCACGCAAUCUCAUCACAUUACCUACCGCAGUGGGCAGUUGAUCGGAUACACGGACGCCGACUUUGGGGGCUCCGUCGUCACUGACGGCGCAUACUCCACGUCGGGCUAUGUGUUUCAACUUGCAGGUGCACCAGUUUCCUGGUCAUCCAAGAAACAGGGGGAAGUGGCCACGUCUACCACCCAUGCCGAAUACAUCGGGCAGUACAAUGCCAUUCUGCAUCUGCAGUGGCUUCGCACGUCUCUCUCCGAAACGCAGUUGUAUCGGUCUCCGGUCACCAACAUCAUGGCUGACAACCAGUCCGCCAUCGCGCUAUCUCGCAACCCCGAGUUCCAUAAACGGACCAAGCACUUCAAUGUGAAGUUUCACUAUCAGCGAGCCGUGCUGGAUGCUGGCGAGAUUGAGCUUCAAUAUAUUCCAACUGGGGAACAGGCCGCGGACGGUCUCACCAAGCCAUUGGGACCUAUGGCCUUUGCCAAGUUUUGUAGUCUCUUGGGAGUCGAUGCUUCAGAGACUCCGAAACAAAACGCGUGA